AGGAAAGUGAUUUUGUGAUUAUUUGAGUUUGCCAGUAAAGUAAGGCUCUUCCCCCUGACCUGCAACAACAUCUUGUCUACUCUGCGCCUCUGCCACCUCACACCAGAGACACAUAUGAGUGUGCUUCUCAGGCGGGCAAAACAGCGACACCCGGGCUCCUGAUGAUGAGAGCCGACGUCAGACUGGUUUCCAUGAAUAUUGAUGUGGAGGAUAGUCUGUUUCAUAGAAGAACAGAAGGAGGCAAGAUGGCUGCCCUUUAGGAUUUGUUAAAGAGGAGAUCCAGACGGUUUGUUGGAAUUUCUACAAAGUGGAGGGACGUAAAAAGGAGCAGGACGGACAGAGGGCAGCCCUGUGGAUGGACUCUGAGCAGGCCAGAUGGAAACAGAACAGGCCAGACAUGAGACGGAAGAAAGUUUAAUAUUAUCACAAUUUGGCACAUCUCGCAACAUCUCUCGCAAACUCCAGAAUGGAAGCCAAUCUUCAGAGAGAGAUCCUCUGCAGAUCACUGGAGAUACGAAUUGGAACCAUUACAAGCCCAGUGCAGGUGCCAACUCCUUGAAGAGGCACCGGGAGAACUGCAACAGUCCUGCUUCAGUAGAAGGGCUGUUCGAUCAAGGAUCUUACAUGAUGAAUGGAGAAUUGAUGAAUGGAGAGUUAAAGCAUGCACUCACUGAGCAGUCCUUUCAGCCCAAGAAACUUAAAGUAGAUUCUGAAAUUAAAGGAAAUGACGACAUAAGCUCCAGUUUGGUGGAUAGCUUUCCUGCAUUGACAAAGGCAACAGAGUUUGAAUGCAAUACCCCACAGACAGAGAUUAAGUUCGACAAGAGGAACUGUAAUUUUCUGCCAAGGAAUAAACAAGUUUUGAUUCAAAACGGUGCAGUAUCACCCCCCUCAACCCUAGAAAGCACUCCAGGCGAUCUUCUAGAGAAAACCUUGUCUCAGUAUUAUCCUGAGCAAGUGUCAAUUGCACCACAAACAUCUGGGCCACAGCUAGAUGCUGUCAAUGGUUCAUUGGCAAAUAAGCAGCCCAGUGAAGGUGCUCAGCCUCCCUUAACCUCAGGAUUGCCCAAUUCAGCUCAGAUGCCUGACUCGCAGCAACAGCAGCCUGGGGCAUCGAGCAAUGUUGAAGAUGGCAACAAUUAUAACUCUGUCAACUAUGUAGUGAAUGGAUACUCCAACAACUUUGAAGCAGACCACCAGCAGCAGCAGCAACAACAGCAGCAGCAGCAGCAACAGCAACAACAACAGCAGCAUCAGCAGCGACCACCAUCUUACUCUGGUCAAGAGCUGUCUCUUGGUCAGUUGCCUGGCAUGAUCUCACCUACAAAUACUGCCAAAAGCUCACAACAACAUCAAAAUGGCCCACGGAGCUAUCCAGACGACACAAAUCCUCAAGAUAUAUAUGCGAAGGCCAACCAAGAGUUUAACCAGAACUCUUUUCUGGAGCGCAACACUCUACCGGCAGAGACAGGUGGAUAUGGCCCCUUUCCCAACUCUGGGAUACAGAAGAUGGGGCAAAGUGAAGAACCCAGAUCUAGUCAGCAUCAGCGCCAUGGCACUGACAGAGGUCAACAGUAUGGGAUUCAACCCCAGACCUUUAAACAGAAUGUUGGGAACUCACAUGGAGCUGACAGUACAGGAUCCAUGGGGCCUAGUCUCCAGCAGCCACAUCAUGCUGGGUUAGAAAACGGGAUGGAAAACACGUCUCAGCAGAGAGCCAACUUGUCAGGUUCAAAUCCCCACCAGAGAGGCUGGGUAGAGCUGAACUCUUCACAUUCCCAGCAGCAACCAACAAGUGGCCCGUCAUCACAGGCACAAGAGCAGGACAUGUGGAGGGGCUUCCCUGCUAAGCCUCAGUCAGAACAGCAGAUAUCUAACCCCCAGGUUCACUGCCAGAUGUUGGAGCCAAAUCCAGCGCAAAGAUUCCAGACACCGUCAGGUUUCACAGAUAGCAGCAACAGCUUCCAGCAGCAACAGCAGGAAUGUCUCCUAGCCACACACUGUGCUCCAGCCCAGCACAACACUGCCCCUGAGUGGCAGCAAUCAAAUUCAAAAGCACCUCAAAUGCAGCAGCCUCUCCCCCAGAAAAUGCCUGAGCAGCGUAAUUUCCACCAAGAUCAGCAGGCAGACAGCCGCUACCACACCCAGAUGCAGUCAGAGCAUUUAUGUGAAGACCCUGACCUACAGGAUAUACUGUCACCUGGGUUUUUACCAACACAGCAACAGCAGCAACAACAGCACGGUCAUCUUCAACGUCCCCUUUCUCACCCACCACAAUUUGAGGACCAGCAACUCAAGUCUCCCGAUUACAGACCUCGCAGUCAACCACAGCCAGGUCAGAUUCAACCCAACCAGCCUCUGAGAAAUAAUUCUGCUCAAUCCAACAACCAACACAUCCAGCACAGUGAUCAUGCAACUUUCAGUUACAAUAACACAACAGAGAUGCAACAGCUUCAACAACAUCAAAGACAGUUUUCACCAAACUCAGGCAGCAGUAACCUCAAGCAAUUUCAACCACAGCGGCCUAACAACCACUGCCACCAGCCCAACCCUGCAGACUUCUCCCAGACAUCCACACAGUCACAACCUCACUUACCACAAGGCACGUUAAACCAACAGUUAUCAACACAGAUGUAUCCUAAAGCUGAACAGCAGCUGAAGAUAUCAUGCGCUCAGUUCCAAAGGGGACCUCGACUACCUCUGGCACCCCAUGGAGACGUUCAGAGGCAUGCAGCCCUGCGUAUGCACCUGCUACAAAGGCAGGAGCGCCAGGGCCCUCCUCAUCCCCUUCAGAGCACUAUUGAUCCCAAAUAUGGCCUGAGAGCUGUGAAAAUGGAAAACGAACCGAGAUUCGAGCAUCCUUGUUCACAGCAUCAGCAGGAGCAGCAGCAGUUACAGAUGCGAGAGGCAGGCAUAGGUGGAGUGCAAAUCAAGCAGGAGAAUCAAACACCCAUGUGCGAGCAAAGCAAGAGGCAGGGAAGCAUCCUGGACUCCAUGGAACAAAGCCUGAGGCAGUACCAGCUUUCCCCCGUGUUUGAGAAGAAAUCCCUUGUCGUCAAUCCAUUAAAUAAAGUCAAGGUGGAAUCUUCUGGGGCUAUCACAAUCCUGUCGACCAACACUGACCUGUGUGGAAUGGAAUCAUCGGCAGCUGCCCCACCCCCUGGAGCUCUAAAAAACCCACCUGAUUUCACCCCGAAGAAGGAACCACUCCUACAAAGCUUUAUGGACUCUCCUAUGAAGCUAUUGGAUACCCCUAUAAAGAAUCUACUGGACACCCCCAUGAAAACACAAUAUGACAUUGCAUCCUGCCACUGUGUUGAACAAAUUAGUGAGAAGGAUGAAGGCCCAUACUACACUCACUUGGGGUCAGCGCCCAGUGUUGCCGGUAUACGUGAGGGGAUGGAGAAAAGGUCUGGUCUAACUGGGAGUGCCAUCAGGAUUGAGAAGGUAAUAUACACCGGCAAGGAAGGAAAAAGUACACAAGGGUGCCCCAUAGCCAAAUGGGUAAUUCGUCGAUCAGGUGUAGACGAAAAGCUACUUGUUUUAGUGCGGGAACGCAGUGGACACAAAUGUGAGACAGCCUGCAUCAUUGUAGUAAUCCUGGUUUGGGAGGGCAUCCUGCCCAGCCUGGCUGACCGGCUCUACCUCGAGCUACGUGAAACUCUAACAAAGCAUGGAGCCCUCACCCAGAGACGAUGUGCUAUCAACGAGGAGAGGACCUGUGCAUGCCAGGGGUUAAAUCCUGACGCUUGUGGAGCAUCCUUCUCCUUCGGCUGCUCCUGGAGCAUGUACUACAACGGCUGCAAGUUUGCCCGGAGCAAAAUCCCAAGAAAAUUCAAGCUACUGGGAGAUGAUAUGAAAGAGGAAGAGAGACUGGAACACAACUUUCAAAAUCUAGCAACCUUAUUGGGUCCCUUGUAUAAAACUUUGGCCCCUGAUGCUUAUGGAAACCAGGUGGAACAUGAACAAAGGGCACCAGAUUGUCGUCUGGGGCUCAAGGAUGGACGUCCCUUCUCUGGGGUCACUGCUUGUCUGGACUUUUGUGCCCACGCUCACAGAGACCUCCACAACAUGCAGGGCGGUAGCACUGUGGUGUGUACAUUAACAGGUGAGGAUAACCGAGAGAUUGGAAAGAUACCAGAGGAUGAGCAGCUCCAUGUACUGCCUCUUUAUAAGGCUUCCAAAACGGAUGAAUUUGGAAGUGAGGAGGGUCAGCAGGAGAAAAUCAAGUCAGGCGCCAUUCAAGUCCUCAGUGCCUUCCGUCGUCAGGUGCGCAUGCUUUCAGAGCCCGCCAAGUCUUGCCGGCAAAAAAAGCUGGAUGCUAAGAAGGCAGCUGCCCAGAAAAAUGCAAUGCUGGACAAUGAAAAGGCAGAGAAGGCCCUCCUGGCUAGGUCAAAAGCUGGCACUUAUGAGCAUACCGCUCAGAGCACACCUAUGGCAGGACCUAUUCAAGGUGGUGUGGGAGCAAUCCUACAGUCAGGUCAGCCAACGCACCCCCUUGGGGCCCAUCAUCAGCAACUACAGCAACUACAGCAACAACAGCACCAGAGCAUUCUUCCCCCUUAUCCUGGCUCAACAAAUGUAGCCAGCUACCCCAGGUUCCCCAACCACCCAGGGUCUUUUCCAAGCACUUCCAAGCCAGGCAGCAUGUAUCCCCCUCAGCCUCAAACACCAACCAGCCCUUACCCCUCCCCGCUUCACGUACAGAACUCUUGCAUUAAUGGAUCAAAUCGUCCAUAUCCGGGUUAUCAAUGUAACGGAGGAAUGCCCCUUGACAAUUACCAUCCAUACUAUGCUUCAAACCCUAAGCACCUGGAUAUGUAUCGACAACAGCGACCAGCGCUUUACUCAGAGCAGCAGUACGGUGUACAUCAACGUUAUGAGGUCAAUUAUCCGCCAAGGUAUGGUGAUCCAGGUUUACAGGUGAACGGUUACAAUGCCUGCAGCAUGAGGCCAGUUCACCCCAUGAGACCUUACUCCCCUUAUGGUCCUAAUGGAGCCUCAGACUCCCAGUUUAUGGACCCCCUCUCACGAGCACCCUCAGCUCAUGGGGGUCUAGACUAUACAGCUGCUGUGAGCAAAGGCAAUCAGUUUGGAGGAUACCCAAAUCCAUACCUAUCUCGGAGCCCUCAAAUCUUAGCCCCAGGCCAAGAUCCUUUCCAUAUGCAAAUCAAGACCGAGAUGGGCAUGCCUCGCCCACAGAUGCAUUCUGCUCAGUUAGGUGGUGGGUGUUUAAACCCUGAAACACAGUCAGGGUUAGGUCUGCCUAAUGGGAGCAUCAUGGGCUCCGGUAUUAAGCAGGAGCCUGGAACACAGACGCCCACAACCCCUCAAAAGCCCGAGGUGUGGUCGGACAAUGAGCACAACUUCUUGGACCCCGACAUUGGUGGUGUAGCAGUGGCACCAAGUCACGGCUCAGUCCUCAUUGAGUGUGCAAAACGGGAACUACACGCUACAACACCCGUUAAAAACCCGAACCGCACCCACCCAACACGCAUCUCCUUGGUCUUCUACCAGCACAAAAAUAUGAAUGAGGCCAAGCAUGGUUUGGCAUUGUGGGAAGCCAAGAUGGCGGAGAAGGCUCGAGAGAAGGAGGAAGACGCAGAGAGGAAUGGUGGUGAAGGUACACCGAGCAAGGCCAAGAAGGGGGCGAAGCGUGAGCAUCCAGAGUCAACAGAAGCAACUGGGGAGCCUCCUUACAAGCGUUUUAUCCAGGCACUUAUGGAGGGGUCCUUGUCGUGCACAACAAACAGCUAUGUCAAUACAUCUCCGUACGCCUUCACCAAGGUCACAGGACCUUACAGUCAGUUUGUGUAAGAAAAACUCAAGAAGAACAACAUUUAGGGUGCUUUAUUUAUGAGACCACAUGCACCUCUGGCCUCAUCUGUGCACUUCUUCCUAUCCAUAAGGUUAAAAACAGUGUAGAAAAAGGAACCUGUGAUCAGAUGAUAUAAAUCGUCUUUCACCUCUUUAACAAUCAAGUUCUACUUGUUGACCCUUUUAAGGAUGUAUUUAUUUUUGUUUUGCAAGAUACACACUGUCGAAAUCUCUGGUGCUUUCAGUCGGAUACAUAAGGACCUAUUUUUAAUGGAAACAAAGUUUCAUGUUUGGUGGCUUUAUUUUUCUUACAAAAUUGUACUCUUGGCAUAAAACACUGACUUUUUAAAUGACAACAUUCACGGUGCUAAAGUGUGUGCUUAUUACCAUUUAUUUAAAUUCAAAUGCCUUCACACUAUGACGAUAACUCACUCUACGAGUGACACUCAAUGACUUAUGUCAACAGAACACUGAAACUAUGAUCCCAAGGUCAAAUGAUCAGCAUCACAAUGGUUUUUGGCAAGUCAGUGUUUCUUAGAGCACUUUUUUAAUAAUGUUUUAAAUCAUACAUACAAUCUGGUUAUACUUCAUUGCUACAUUAAGAGUAAUUCAUUUCUCAGCAUCACUCAAUUUAAAUUCAUAAUUUAUAACAGAGGAUUGCAUGAGCAAUCCAUGACACUGUUUUGGAUUCAUGCAAAAAUAUUUUUUUUAACUAUCAUUGUGUUGGUGCUUCUUUCACUUUCCUAUGUCAUUUAUACUGUAAAUUCUUAUGGUGCAUUUUUAAAAUUUUGAGGAAAAAAAAAGUCCACAUUUGUUAUUUUCCAGGUUUACUUUGUUGUCAACGACUGUUUUAAUGUUCCUUACCUUAGGUUCAUUGAACAAACCUGGACUGUGAAUAUUACAUGUAGUUGUAUGUCUGUGGUGCUUAGAAAAUGUGCUUUUUAUACACUGAGGAACAUGAAACAGGGUAAGCUCAGUGUCAGUUUCAGAGGGCAGCUGGCUUGCUGUGGGGUCUUUAAUUGUUGUAAUCUAACUGUAAGAUAAACAGGUGAGAUUUGUACAGUAAAUUAAUUUCCCUUUUUGGAAUUACGGUUAUAGAUUUUGUGUUGUAAAGAAUGCUAACAGCCCAUUUCAUUGUAUUUCUUUGGGUUUCAACUGAUUUUAUAUCAUAACGGUGCUAUCCAACCAACUAGAAACAUACAGUGUGAGACUUUUGGGCAGUGAGAAGGCUUUUAAAUAAUGUACAGUACAAACCUGUCAUAUACCUCAAAACUAGUUUGGCAAUAGGAUUAUAACAUAUUUUUCUUUCUUCCUUUGUAUAUUACUUUCAAUAUGUUAAUAACAGUUUGACUUCAGGCCACGAAAAGCAUAAAAGUUAAUUUCUUACUUUCUUAUCAAUCUGCUAGAAAGUCUAACUUGAACUCGAAUCUUUGAUGUUACUGUAAAAUCAGGGACAUUUUCAACUCGCUUUGUGUUCAUCGCCUGUAUUCAUCUGGUCUUUUUCUCAUUCAGGGAUUUACCAUUGCAUCCUGAAUCCACUUUUCGUCUCCUCUACUUCACAAAGAGAAUUAUUUUGUGAGGAAAAAGAUACUUUCCUGCAGUUAUUUUACUUCUAUUUUAGUUAGUGGGAUGGUGGUAAUCUUUAAAAAAAGUAAUUUGAACAAGCACUGAGUUGACUAAAGGGAAAGUUUGAUAUUGAUUUAGUAAAAAGUGAUGUAUUUGCUUUUGCUAUGAGGCAAGACCAGGGCAGUGAUUAACAUAGUUUCACAUCUUUGUGCCUGUGUAUAGUUAAAUUUAUUUAUAACCACUAAGCAAUUGUAUAAUGAUUUUUUCUUCCCUGUCUUAUUUGAUUGAAUUAAUGCGAUAUAUAGUGGAAUGACUGUCAUGUUAUAGUAACGACUUACCCCACUCUUCAACAUAUUCAUUUUCUGAAAGCACUUCAUUUCUUUUUCAGGUAAAAAAAUAUGUAAUAAAAAGAAUUACAAAAACGUUUUAUUUAAAUAGAUUGUAAAUGUGUUAAAAAAAUAAAAAUAAAUUAUGUCACAAUGUACAUACCAAGAACCUGUAUUGCAGGAAUACAACUCGUUCUUUGAUGUUGAUGUAGGUUCUUCUUCUUCUUCUUCUGUCGAAUUGACGCCACAAGCUCACAUCAGCAAUCCUCAUAUCUUUAAAUAUGAUUUCGGCUCUUUCAGGUGAACAGAACGAUCACGGUUAGAUGAUCCAGGAAGUCUGUAAAUGUACGCUCACUGUCACGGCAAUGUUUACAGUUAUAGUAUCCUGUUGGCUCAGACGUUAGAAGUUCUAGUUUUUUUUAACUGUUCCAAUUUUGUAAACAAAUAUACAUUUAAGAAAAAAAAAAAAAAAAAAAAGUUGAAUUGCGUACAGGACCCAGCUACCG
This is a messenger RNA of Cottoperca gobio, 8215 nucleotides long. It is a transcript of the gene tet2, whose product is annotated as tet methylcytosine dioxygenase 2. Bases 376 to 5817 code for a protein of 1813 amino acids. The transcript is spliced from 10 exons. NCBI's taxonomy places the organism in Eukaryota, Metazoa, Chordata, Actinopteri, Perciformes, Bovichtidae. Gene Ontology annotation, biological process: positive regulation of transcription by RNA polymerase II; myeloid cell differentiation; chromosomal 5-methylcytosine DNA demethylation, oxidation pathway. The record is from RefSeq and is a predicted model, not a curated record. Gene Ontology annotation, molecular function: DNA 5-methylcytosine dioxygenase activity. Gene Ontology annotation, cellular component: nucleus.